This is a messenger RNA of Botrytis porri, 531 nucleotides long. RefSeq lists its product as uncharacterized. The transcript is spliced from 2 exons. NCBI's taxonomy places the organism in Eukaryota, Fungi, Ascomycota, Leotiomycetes, Helotiales, Sclerotiniaceae. The record is from RefSeq and is a predicted model, not a curated record. The coding region runs from base 1 to 531 and encodes 176 amino acids.
AUGGAACCCCGGAUUCAAGAUUCCUAUACUCCGAUUUUGACUAUUGUGUCCCGCCGGCCAUCAUACCAUUCUCUCUUCCUCUUGACUCUCGCACUCCUAAACAUCAGCUCUUCACUUCUCAUGAGCGCAACCUUUAUCUGUCUGAAUUAUAGCAGAAAUCUAGAGACACCGAGCUCCACCAUGUCCACAAUCAUCACUCCCAUUCUGGACUCCUUGGACCUUCAAUUCAAGUCGUCACAUGACAUCAUCACAUUCUGCAGUUUCAUCCUCGCGACAGGUGUCUUCACACUCACAAUAUCUUUAUGGAUGUCACAUAUGCUUGACUAUUUCCGGCCCUCUUGGCUCUUUAUAGUUCAAGUCUAUGGAUAUUGGAUAGGUUUUAGUCCUGCGGAGUUGGUGUUAUGUACUUUCCCGUUGAGCGUUAGCGUUUGGAUGAUGGUCAACUGGGCAGUGUACUUUCUCCAGAUUUGCAGAAUCGGACAACAUCUUCAACAGGAAGGGAGUAAUAAUGAUGCGGUAUAUUUAGUUUAA